Messenger RNA from Lepisosteus oculatus (spotted gar), 872 nucleotides. NCBI's taxonomy places the organism in Eukaryota, Metazoa, Chordata, Actinopteri, Semionotiformes, Lepisosteidae. The record is from RefSeq and is a predicted model, not a curated record.
AUGAUUGGCCAGUUCGGUGUGGGUUUCUACUCUGCCUACCUGGUGGCAGAGAAAGUGACUGUCAUCACCAAGCACAACGAUGACGAGCAGUACGCCUGGGAGUCCUCAGCCGGUGGCUCCUUCACAGUCAAGGUGGAUGCAAGUGAGCCACUGGGCCGUGGUACAAAGGUGAUUCUGCACCUGAAGGAAGACCAGACUGAAUACCUGGAGGAGCGGAGGGUCAAAGAAAUUGUGAAGAAACAUUCCCAGUUCAUUGGAUACCCCAUUACACUGUUUGUUGAGAAAGAGCGUGACAAGGAAGUGAGUGACGACGAGGCUGAAGAGGAGAAGGACAAGGAGGAGAAAGAGGAGAAGAGUGAGGAGGACAAGCCUGAGAUUGAGGAUGUGGGCUCCGAUGAGGAGGAGGAUGAGAAGAAGUCCACUGACAAGAAAAAGAAGAAGAAGAUAAAGGAGAAGUACAUUGAUCAGGAGGAACUGAACAAGACCAAGCCCAUCUGGACCCGCAACCCUGAUGACAUCACAACAGAGGAGUACGGCGAGUUCUAUAAGAGCCUCACCAAUGACUGGGAGGACCACCUGGCUGUGAAGCAUUUCUCGGUGGAAGGACAGCUUGAGUUCAGGGCAUUGCUGUUUGUGCCAAGACGUGCACCUUUUGACUUGUUUGAGAACAAGAAGAAAAAGAACAACAUCAAGCUGUAUGUGCGCAGAGUCUUCAUCAUGGAUAACUGUGAUGAGCUGAUCCCAGAGUAUCUCAAUUUCAUCAAGGGUGUGGUGGACUCUGAAGAUCUGCCCCUCAACAUCUCCAGAGAGAUGCUGCAGCAGAGCAAGAUCUUGAAAGUCAUCCGCAAGAACCUGGUGAAGAAAUGCCUGGA